Schistocerca serialis cubense is the source of this 3243-nucleotide messenger RNA. RefSeq names its product integrator complex subunit 11 (gene IntS11). The transcript has a single exon. Gene Ontology annotation, cellular component: nucleus. Gene Ontology annotation, biological process: snRNA processing. NCBI's taxonomy places the organism in Eukaryota, Metazoa, Arthropoda, Insecta, Orthoptera, Acrididae. The coding region runs from base 283 to 2085 and encodes 600 amino acids. The record is from RefSeq and is a predicted model, not a curated record.
GUUCUAUGACUAUCUUUGUGAGCUUUAAUGUGACGCUGUGGUUUGAAAAGUGGCGUGUCAGAAAUUGUUAAUAGAACAGUUUGAAAGUGAUACACGUUCGCAUGUGUAGAGCAUGGAGCUCAGUGAUUAGUAAAUAAAUGUGUUCGGUUUUUUUUUAAAAAAAAGCAAUGUGAAGAGGUGCAGAUAGUGAAAGUGGACUUGAAAAAGGAAGUGUAAUAUUCGUGUGUUCGAUGUGGUUGAAAACAUUUCACGUGAAGUUGGGUUCAUUGAGUUUUUUUGAAAAUGCCAGAUAUUAAAAUUACCCCACUUGGUGCUGGUCAGGAUGUUGGCCGUAGUUGCAUUCUACUGUCAAUGGGAGGCAAAAAUAUUAUGCUUGAUUGUGGCAUGCACAUGGGUUACAACGACGAAAGGAGAUUUCCAGACUUCACUUACAUAGCACAAGAAGGCCCUCUCACAAGCUAUAUAGAUUGUGUUAUAAUUUCCCAUUUUCAUUUAGAUCAUUGCGGGGCUUUACCAUAUUUCACUGAAAUGGUUGGGUAUACAGGACCUAUCUACAUGACACAUCCAACGAAAGCUAUAGCUCCCAUUCUUUUAGAGGAUAUGAGAAAAGUCGCUGUAGAACGUAAAGGAGAAAGUAAUUUUUUUACGUCACAAAAUAUUAAAGACUGUAUGAAGAAAGUAGUGGCUGUUACUUUACACCAGUCCUUAAUGGUAGAUUCUCAGCUGGAAAUCAAAGCCUAUUAUGCUGGGCAUGUCCUAGGUGCCGCAAUGUUCUGGAUACGCGUGGGUUCUCAAUCUGUAGUGUACACAGGCGAUUAUAAUAUGACACCUGACCGACAUCUGGGUGCUGCUUGGAUUGAUAAAUGUAGACCUGACCUCUUAAUAACAGAAUCAACUUAUGCAACAACCAUAAGGGAUUCAAAACGGUGCAGAGAGCGUGAUUUUCUAAAAAAAGUACACGAGUGUGUAGACCGUGGUGGUAAAGUUCUUAUACCAGUAUUCGCCUUGGGUAGAGCUCAAGAGCUUUGUAUUUUGCUGGAAACUUAUUGGGAACGAAUGAAUCUUAAAGUGCCAGUGUAUUUUGCAGUUGGACUUACAGAGAAAGCCAAUAACUAUUAUAAAAUGUUUAUAACUUGGACAAAUCAAAAGAUACGCAAGACCUUUGUACAGAGGAACAUGUUUGAUUUUAAACAUAUAAAACCCUUUGAUAAAGCUUAUAUUGACAAUCCAGGAGCCAUGGUAGUGUUUGCCACUCCUGGGAUGUUACAUGCUGGUUUAUCCCUUCAAAUAUUCAAAAAAUGGGCACCAUGUGAAAAUAACAUGGUUAUAAUGCCUGGAUUUUGUGUUGUGGGAACAGUUGGUCAUAAAAUACUAAAUGGUGCUAAAAAAAUCGAAUUCGAAAAUCGUCAUAUAGUUGAAGUGAAAAUGGCAGUGGAGUACAUGUCAUUUUCCGCUCAUGCUGAUGCAAAAGGUAUUAUGCAACUUAUACAGUACUGUGAACCAAAAAAUGUGCUAUUAGUGCAUGGAGAGGCAACAAAGAUGGAGUUUUUAAAGGAAAAAAUUAAAAAAGAAUUUGAUAUUGAGUGCUUUACACCAGCAAAUGGAGAAACAUGUGUCAUAAACACUAAUGUUAAAAUACCAAUUGAUGUUUCUUUAAGCUUGCUCAAAGCUGAAGCCAUCAAACACAAUGCACAGCCUCCUGAUCCAAAAAGACCUCGUGUAAUGCAUGGUGUUCUUGUAGUGAAAGACAAUGCUAUGUGCCUAAUGGAUGUUGAAGAAGCUUGCAAGGAAGCAGGAAUAAAUAGACACUUUGUGAGGUUUACUUCUACACUGAGAAUGGAAGAUCCUGGUCCAGCGAGCAAAACAGCAGAAAAAUUAUUGCAGUUAAUUAAGUCCCGCUUAAAAGACUGGAAUGUUCAGCUGACAGAAGCCUCCAACAUUUCAGUUGAAUCUGUACUAGUUAAGGUUGAAGGCUCUGAUGAUGAACAGAAGAGUGUUUAUGUGUCAUGGGACAAUCAAGAUGAGGAGCUUGGAAAUUACAUUUUAGGUCUACUACAAACAAUGGGCCAUCAGAAUGUUGUGUGAAACACUAUGUUGAUGCUUUACUGCUACACAACUUAGUGUUUGGCUGAAACUGAUUAAUUAAAAUAUUGUAUUUAUUUGACACUGUGAAAAAAAACUCUCAAUUUUUGUGCAUAUCACACAAACAUAUUCAUUCCAGUUAGGUGUGAAUAGAUUAAGAAGAUAAUAACUGAGACACCAUUCAUGUUUCUAUGUAUUUUAUGCUGUUUUCCAAAGCUUUACAUAAUGAAGAAAAUUUAAUUUUUGUGUGUGAUCUUUCUUUCAAUUUCAAAGAAGCUACUUUUUACAGGUUUCUUCAUUAGUCGGUACAUUUAAAUUGUAAUGCACCUGAAAUUCCAAAAUCAUAAUUUUUGUAAGGGCUCUGCAUUACAUGUCUGAUCAUUGAUUCUGUAAUAUCACUUCUAGGCCUAAUGAUAAAAGGGAAGACUGAGUAACACGUAUUGUAAUGGUUGCCAGCAGUCAUUCCUCCAAUGGAAAGACAGAGAAGAGUAAAAUGGAAGUACAGUUCAGUCUGGAGGAAGCUAACUUUCUUUUGAAACUGCAUUUCGUUUUUUGUGGUUGAUAUACUGAUUCACCAUACUUUUCUAUUAUUUUAUUGCAAGCUGUUGCAGCAUUCUUUUGAUAUUACCUAUUCGAUAUUUAUGAAACCUCUGUAAGUUGUGUCUUGGAAUACAAAAUUCGUGAAGACUACAAGAAAUGUUUUGGCCUAAUGAGGGGGGAGAGAGUUUACCUUCCUUUCCAAGUGUUCAACAUGUUAACAUUCACAGCAUUUUUAUGUUCUUUUCUUUUACUGCAUACUUUUAUUCUAUCUGAAUGCCAUUAAGGUGAUUUAUUAUGAAGCUGCAGUUUUAUCUAACUUAAAGAAAAUGCAUAUUGCACACAUCUCCUGAAGGUAGUAAAGGUUACCUAAUAAAUGUAUAGAAGUGACUAUAUUAUCCAAGGAGAUCGUACCAUUAUAAUCUACACUAGAUAACACACAGAAACCCAGAUUUUGUAAUUACAGAGUAAAGGUGAGCAAACACAAAAAGUGGAUGUGCACUAAGACAACUCAAUAAUCUUAUAGCCUGAAGUACUGUGGAUGUAAUGAUAGAAGUGCCAUGGUGCUGACGUAUUUGUUGUAUGUAUCACAAUUUGUGUACAAAACAACAAAGUUUUGGUUUU